AUGUCAGAUAUUGCUGAGAAAACUCCAGAGAAAUAUCGGAAAGUGUCGCAACUUAUUAGAGCAGAGUUUAAUGACGUAAUUACGAAUAAGAGUCCACAGAAACUAGCAGUGCAAGAGAAAAUUCAUCUUUUUUACCAUAGCAUACCUUAUGGACAUAUGACUUGGAUCUGCAUUAGAAUAAGUAGAUAA
This is a messenger RNA of Debaryomyces hansenii CBS767, 189 nucleotides long. Its product is annotated as DEHA2B08998p. The record is from RefSeq and is a predicted model, not a curated record. The transcript has a single exon. Bases 1 to 189 code for a protein of 62 amino acids. NCBI's taxonomy places the organism in Eukaryota, Fungi, Ascomycota, Pichiomycetes, Serinales, Debaryomycetaceae.